Molecule: messenger RNA, 1023 nt
Organism: Ceratosolen solmsi marchali
Lineage: Eukaryota; Metazoa; Arthropoda; Insecta; Hymenoptera; Agaonidae
Gene: RpII33
Product: RNA polymerase III subunit RpII33
Exons: 5
Coding region: 135-965 (276 amino acids)
Biological process (GO): transcription by RNA polymerase II
Cellular component (GO): RNA polymerase II, core complex
Molecular function (GO): protein dimerization activity; DNA binding
Source: RefSeq, a predicted model, not a curated record
UUUUACCGUAGACUGGCCAAACUAUGAAAACAAUACUUGUGACUCUGUGUCGGCUUGAUUGUGAUUUAUUUUAAAAGCAAUAAUAAAUCGUCUUUUUUAUUUUAACUAAAGCUUAUUAGAUUUUAAAUGCUACGAUGCCUUACGCCAAUCAACCAACGGUACACAUUUCGGAGCUUACGGAGGAAAAUAUAAAAUUUCAAGUCGAGGACACUGAACUCAGUGUUGCAAAUAGUAUGAGGCGAGUCUUUAUUGCCGAAACACCAACGAUGGCAAUUGAUUGGGUGCAAAUAGAAGCUAAUUCAACGGUACUUAGUGACGAAUUCCUAGCUCAUAGAAUUGGGAUGAUUCCAUUGAUAAGUGACGAAGUCGUUGAUAGGAUUCAGUAUACGAGAGACUGUCAAUGUAUGGAUUUUUGUCCAGAAUGUUGCGUAGAAUUUACUUUGGACGUAAAGUGUGCCGAUGAAAAAACGAGGCACGUAACAACAGCUGAUUUAAAGUCGAGCGAGCACAGAGUAGUUCCCGUGACGUCGAGACAUCGCGAAGACGAUGCAAGCGAAUAUGGAGAAACCGAUGAAAUAUUAAUUGUUAAGUUACGCAAGGGUCAAGAAUUGAAACUUAGAGCUUACGCGAAAAAAGGUUUUGGCAAAGAACACGCAAAAUGGAAUCCCACUGCUGGCGUUAGUUUUGAAUACGAUCCGGACAAUUCCAUGCGACAUACGCUGUUUCCAAAACCUGACGAGUGGCCAAAGUCGGAAUAUUCUGAAUUGGAGGAGGACCAAUACGAAGCUCCUUUUAACUGGGAAGCGAAGCCAAAUAAAUAUUUCUUCAAUGUGGAGAGCAGCGGAGCCUUAAAACCCGAAAACAUUGUCAUGAUGGGAAUAGCUGCAUUAAAAAAUAAAUUAUCAAAUUUACAAACACAAUUGAGUCACGAAGUGCAAAGCGAUGCACUCAGUAUUCAUCAUUAACUAUAGAAUUUUCCUUUUUAAUGCCUUUUAAUAAUGUAUAAAUAACAUUUCACCAAUU